This is a messenger RNA of Camelus dromedarius (Arabian camel), 638 nucleotides long. It is a transcript of the gene C4H2orf66, whose product is annotated as chromosome 4 C2orf66 homolog. The record is from RefSeq and is a predicted model, not a curated record. NCBI's taxonomy places the organism in Eukaryota, Metazoa, Chordata, Mammalia, Artiodactyla, Camelidae. The transcript has 2 exons. The coding region runs from base 228 to 638 and encodes 136 amino acids.
UUCAGAUGAAAAGUCAUGCUCAGACUUUUUUGGUUGUAUUCAUAUUUGCUUUGUUUAUCACUGUAUAACAUUCUCCUUAUCAUGAACUCCUUUAUUGCUAAUCAACUGGCUGGUUGGGGGGGUCUCAUCAGCAAAUAAAUCCGGAAAAAAGAGGGCUGGAAAAAAUAAAUCUGGAGAAAUUCAAGUGAACUAAUACACUAUUUUCUUCUUCAUGUCUCCCUUUAAAAAUGUUUCCUCUUUCUCUUUUCUACUUUUGUCCUCCCUUCCCUCUCUCUCUCUCCUUCAAUCUUUCCCUCUUUCUGGUCAUCAACAUUUCCCUGAUCCUUCGUUUUACUCAGUUUCAUUUCACCAUGCCCAGAGCAUUCCUGCUGCUGUGUGUUGCCCUGGUGUUCCUUGGGCUUGUGCAUGGAGCUAUUUUGAGAAACAAAGAAAAAUGGAAGCCACUCAACAAUCCUAGGAACUGGGAUCUGUUUUUCAGAACCCUUCAAGCAUAUUUUAAGGGAAGAGAUCUUGAUCUUGGGAGAUUUUCAAAUACUUUUUCCAUGAGUGAGAAUCCCAGACCUCUCUCUUUCCAGUCAGAACUUAUUGCUUCUGCAUUUGCAGAUUUUGAGGAACAGAAAAACUCCUUCCCCAAUUAA